GAAAAAGAAGAAGAAGAAGAAGAAGAAGAAGAAGAAAUUUUCCAUACAUGUGGAGUAAUAAAAAGUUUCUUUAGAGAGAAAGAUAUAUAUAUAUAUGUAUAGUGGGGAUAAAAGAGUUGGAGUGUCGGGAUGGUAAGGUGGGAGUAAUAAUAAAUCGUUCACCUGAGCCUACUCUGGGGCCCUGGGGAGUAUGAUCGUGAGCAACCAGCAGCAACAGCAGCAGCAGCGACGACGACGACGGCAAGAAUAAAACCAGCCACAGUCAGUCAACACAGGCAGUGUAAUGUCGCACAUCGUGGUGGUGGUGUUGCUGCUGCUGCUGCUGCUGCUGCUGUUGCUGCUGUUGCUGUGUUAUAUUCAGGCAAAAGGGAAUUGAACUUUCUCCUUCUAUCUUUGUUGCGGUGAACGCAACGAGUCACCACGACGACGACGACUACGACGACGACAACGACGACGAGGACGACGACGACGACAGUGGAAAAAAAAAAAAAAAGAAAUAGGAGGAAAACUACAAAUUGAGGAGAAAGGGAAGAGAAAAGUAUUAGACGAGAUCGAGAAUAUAUUUUUAUGUUCGAUACAUGUGCGACGACCGUGUGGUGAUUUUAUUAAGUGCACGUGACAUAAGAAGAAAUCGAUAGAAGAGAGAUCAUGAGAGUAAAUCGUGGAAUUUGCGCUAAGCUGCAGGGAGGAUUCCUCAGACGAUGGUGGGCAGCUGUGGCCUUCGGCGUCCUUCUGAUCGUUAUUGCCGCAAUUUUAGCGGCUCUAUUUCCUCAGUUGAUAAAUAUCAUCGUGAACAAGCAGAUCGCAUUGAAGGACGGUGGAAGGACUUAUGGCUGGUGGAAAGCACCGCCUGUUAUACCACGUUUGCACGUGUACAUUUAUAACGUCACGAAUGCCGAUGAAUUCUUGAACAACGGCGAGAAACCAGUGUUAGACGAGCUCGGACCGUACGUUUAUUCGCAGCACUGGGAGAAAGUUGAGAUAAAGUUCAACGAAAAUGAUACGGUCAGCUAUAAAAUUCGAAAGCAAUACGUUUUUACGCCGGAAUUAUCAUCGGGUUCUGACGAUGAUCUCGUCGUCGUACCAAAUGUUCCAAUGUUAUCGGCAACGAGUCAAUCAAAGUACGCGGCACGUUUCCUGAGACUCGCAAUGGCCUCGAUUAUGGACAUAUUAAAGAUAAAACCAUUCGUCGAGGUGUCAGUCGAACAAUUACUUUGGGGAUAUGAGGAUCCACUUUUAAAAUUGGCCAAAGACGUUGUACCGAAGGAACAAAAGUUACCGUACGAUCAAUUUGGUUUAUUAUAUGGAAAGAAUGGCACUCAACCUGAUUGGUAUACUAUUUUUACGGGUGAUAAUGAUGUGACAAAGUACGGUAUGAUAGAAAAAUGGAACGGUAAGGAGACAUUGGGCCAUUGGUCGAGCCCAAGUUGCGACAGUAUAAUGGGUACCGAUGGUAGUAUCUUUCCACCUCACAUAACAAAGGAUACCGUUCUUAAAAUAUUCGACAAGGAUCUUUGCCGAGCCUUACCUUUGGUGUUUCAGAAAGAAGUGACAACUUCCGGAGGAGUUCCUGGAUACAGAUUUACGCCACCAACGAAUGUCUUUGCCUCACCUGACAAAGUACAUUCUCAACAAUGUUUCUGUCCUGCCGGUCCACCAUGUGCACCUGAAGGAACAUUCAAUGUUUCAGUCUGUCAAUACGACUCACCCGUACUACUUAGCUUUCCACACUUUUAUAUGGCCGAUCCUGCAUUGAGAGAAGCCGUGAUAGGUGUGUCGCCAGCUGAACAGGAAAAGCAUGAGCUCUAUAUCGACGUUCAACCAAUGAUGGGCACGGCACUUAGGGCUCGAGCAAGGAUGCAAAUAAACCUUGCCGUGAGCCAGGUGCGGGAUAUCAAACAAGUUGCCUCCUUCCCCGACAUCAUUUUCCCGAUCAUGUGGUUCGAUGAUGUAAUCGAUGAGCUACCACCGGAGAUGCGUUCGCUCUUAAAAAUGGCGGUCGAUUUGCCGCCAGUCGCUAGAGCUGCGGUAUCAGGAGGAUUGGCGGCUCUUGGUGUGAUCAUAUUAAUUGGUGCUCUCUGUUGUUUGGCACGAGCAGCCAAACGUCAAGAAAAACUUCACCUGAGCAAUCCAUUGCCGGCGAAUACGACUAACAACAAAACUGGUCAAUUGAAUCCAGCGUUUCAAACGUCGAAAUAAAAUUCAUCUUCUCUUCGAGGAAUAAACAAAGAGAGAGAGAGAGAGAGAAAGAGAGAGAGAGAGAGAGAGAGAGAGAGAGAGAAAUUCAUCAUCGAUAUUGAAUGCAAUUUAGUUCGAAUCGUCCGUCAAAAAGAACUUUCCAAUUAAUUUUUUUUUCUUAACCAUCCUAAACCCAUCCAUUUUUUUCGACUUAUUCUUAUAUUUUUUUUCUUUCUUUCUUUCUUUUUUUUUUUUUUUUAUUACUAUAUCUUUAUUAUUUCUUUAGUUUUCCUUCUUUCGUUUCGUUUUUUUAUUCUUUUUUUUUUUUUUUUUUUUUUCCUCUUCUCUACCAACGUUCUCGAAUCCUACGGAUUGUUAUUUUUUUACGCGUGUUUUUAACGAGACAUACGAUUCGAAUUAGAAUCUAAAAGAGGAAGAAUUCUUUCGCUUGUAAAUGCGAUCCGACAUUAGUGAUAUUUAUUACAUGUUUUAACAUAAAUGUCGUAUAUGUAAGUAGGAAUCUCGACGUAUGGACUAUCGCCUUAUUUCGAAUGGCAAAAGUGCGAGAAUAUAAAAGGAAAGUAUAGAGAGAGAGAGAGAGAGAGAGAGAGAGAGAGAGAGAGAGAAAUGCAAAAUCUAUAUCGAACGAAUUUUAUAAUCGACCUCGAUCCUUGGAUAUAUCGAUCGAUACGGUAAUAAAUCGAAAGAUCGUCUGAGUUCGGGAUGCGUAGUUUUAUCAUUCCUUCUCUUUUUCUUUGUUUAUUUUUUAUUUUUUCUUUCUUCUUUUCUUUUCAUUCAUUCUUUUUUUCUUUUUCUUUUUUUUUUUUUCACUCAGUCGUCGCCGUUCGCCCAUCGAUUUCGUUUCUUUUUUUUUUUUUUUUCUUUUUCUUUUUUCUCUUUAUAAUUCAUUCCAGAAUUCGUGAGAAGCGGUUGAGAUGAGUGGGUGAAUGGAUGGGUGGUGGGAGUUGGAUACGUGACGUCGGCUUGAUUUCUUUUUGUCUGUUUUUUCUUUUUUUUCUUUUUUUUUUUUAACAAAUUCAACUAUAAUGUGUCAAUCCGUCCAGGCGCUCUCUAAACCAGUGGUUUAAAUUAGGUAUUAAAAUUUUGUAAAAGAAGAAAAAGAGAGAUCUGUAAAGAUAAUAAAUACAUAAUCGCCGAUAACGAAACUGGUUUUUUUCUUUUUUUUUUUUUUUUUUUUUUUUUUUUUUUAUUGUUUCUUGGUUUCGUAAAACGACGAACUUAUAGGAAAAUGAUAAAUCGAAAGACGGUGUUCUUCGAUUGUAAUUAUUAUUAUUAUUAUUAUUGUGCGGUUUUAUUAUUAUAAUAAUUAUUAUUAUUAUUAUUAUUAAUAUUAUUAUUAGUAUUAUGCGAUUUUUUUAUUAUUAUUACUAUUAUUAUUAUUAUUAUAAUUAUUAUUACUUUAAAUAAGAAUGUACGAUGAUCUUACGUUAUUCAUUUGUAUAGAUAUGUUUUAUAUAUGUAUACAUAUAUAUAUAUAUAUAUCGUAAACGUGUUGUUAAGUUAAGAAAUGAUUAAU
Molecule: messenger RNA, 3715 nt
Organism: Vespa crabro (European hornet)
Lineage: Eukaryota; Metazoa; Arthropoda; Insecta; Hymenoptera; Vespidae
Gene: emp
Product: scavenger receptor class B member 1
Exons: 8
Coding region: 649-2199 (516 amino acids)
Cellular component (GO): cytoplasm; lysosome; membrane
Molecular function (GO): scavenger receptor activity
Source: RefSeq, a predicted model, not a curated record